Messenger RNA from Halteromyces radiatus, 2809 nucleotides. RefSeq lists its product as uncharacterized. The transcript has 9 exons. The record is from RefSeq and is a predicted model, not a curated record. Gene Ontology annotation, molecular function: protein binding. Bases 115 to 2691 code for a protein of 858 amino acids. Lineage: Eukaryota; Fungi; Mucoromycota; Mucoromycetes; Mucorales; Cunninghamellaceae.
CUUUUUCUCCUUCCCUUUUUUUUUUUUUAUUAUCAUCUCUUUUGUCUGCGUGUGUUGAGUGUGUGUGUGUGUGUGUGUCCAAUCAUAUUUCCCCCUUAACCCCUUUCCUUUUAUAUGUCGUUAUUUUCCAAACUCACCAAGAACGGUCCUGACAAGACCAUGUAUCCUUGGUCACAAAAGAAACUUAAUGGUAAUCAUCAUACUGUACCAAGAGCAGGUCAUGCUGCUACUGCUCUUUCAUCCGAUAAUAUUGUGGUUUAUGGUGGUAUUCAUAAAGGAUCAACAAAAAAAGAUAUUUCUUAUAUUGACACAAAUACCUUAUCUGCAAAUCAUUUGACUACUACUGGUGAUAUACCAAGUCCUAGAAAACAUACUGCUAUUGUUGCCAUGGGAAACUUUGUAUUAUUAUAUGGUGGUGAACCUUUAACAGCCAACGAUCCUUGGGAUCCUCAUUUUUAUUUACUAAAUAUCAACAAUCGACAAUGGACUAGAGUUCAAAUGGCAGGUACCAUUCCACCUGAACGUUCUGGUCAUAGUGCUGUUACAGUGGGUGGUAUUAUGUAUAUAUGGGGUGGACAACAAAAUGGACGUUAUUAUAAUGAAUUAUUGGCUUUCAAUACAAGUUCAUAUCCGGAAAAUCCUCAUUGGGAAUUGGUUCAUAAUGGAAAAGAUGGUCCUACCGGUCGCGCUGGUCAUGUUUCUGUUGUAUAUGAUAAUCGACUUUAUGUAUUUGGUGGUUCUGAUGGUGAACAUAUGUACAAUGAUAUUUGGGCUUUUGACUUUCAAACAAGACAAUGGGCUCCAGUUCCUGCUGCUGGUUUUAUUCCUACUGCUCGUGAACAUUGUGCUGCUGCUUUGGUAGAUGAUGCCUUGUAUGUCCUUGGUGGUCGUAAUUCUGAUCAUCAAGAAUUGAAUGAUUUAUGUGCUUUCCGUAUCCGAAGUCAACGAUGGUAUAUGUUUCAAAAUAUGGGUCCUAGUCCUACUGCAAGACAUAGUUUGACAAUGACAGCUGUCAAAGAAAAAAUGUUUGUUAUUGGUGGUGAAAUCAAAUUGGGUAGCAAAACAGAUGAUUCUUCUAUUUAUAUUUUGGACAGUGGGAAAAUCAAAUAUCCACCUGAACCUGUUAUGCAACAACAACAACAGUCAAAUUCUAAUAUAUCGCCAACUUCAUCUUCCCUUUCAUUACCUGAUCCUGAAAUGACUCAUUCCACUUCAUCAAUGCAACAACAAUCAUUCCAAAGAGGUCAUACUCCUUCACCUUCGCAAGUACCCAAUAUAUCUCAAAGUACCCCACUUCGAUCUCUUCCAUCUCAAUCAUCUUCAACUACUUCUCAACCUCCUCCUCCUCCUUCUUCGCAACAACAACAACAACAACAACAUCCUCAAUACAAUGAAAAUGGAUACCCCAAUAAUACAAACCCUCAACCAUCUUCAUCUUCACCCGUCCCUGGUUCAAAUCAAUCCAAUCCACCAAGACAUAGAUCUUAUUACCCAGAACAAAUAGCAGGAAAUCAACAACCACCUCGACCUCCUCGACAUGUUUCUACGGUUCCUGAAGCUGCCUUACGACGACCUCGAACUACAUCACCUUUACCCAAUCCUGAUGAGCCCAAUCCUAAUGACUCUAUGCAAGAUUUACAUACUGUGGAAGACAAUGGCGGCAAUGCGACAGAACGAGCAACGUUGAUGCGUGAAAUCAAGGCAAGGGAUCUAAUCAUUAGCGAAAUGAAGAAAAAAGAACAAUGGUGGCGAACAGAAGUUAGUUUGGCACGCAAACAGCGACCUCGAACCAUGACACCGGAUGAAGAAGGCGGCAACGAAGAAGAUGAGCAAAUGUUGAUGGCUUUGGGUGAUUUGGAAGAUGACAAAUUAAAACUGUUUGAACAACUGGUGACGGUGAAAUCGGAAUUACGGCGUGUACGGGCCAACAUUACACAGCAAGCACAACCCAUGUCAGACAAGGUAGCAUCAGCCGAACGUAUGCGAACAGCAGCUCUUCAAGAAGCCAUGUACUUUAAAUCAAAAUAUCUUGCUCUCAAAUCUCAACUCAUGGAAGAAGAAGAAGAAAGUAAUAGCUUAUUGGAAAAAAUCCAUGAUCAACGUGUGGAAGAUAUUGAAAAACGACUUGUCCUUGCUCUUGCAGAAAAUGAAAAGAACACUAAGUUACUUCAACAAUGGCAACGACGUGCACAACAUGAUCAUGCAGCCAAACAGUCAGCGGAAGAACGGGCCAAGGAAGCACAUGCACGAGCAGAAGAAGCACAACAUGCGUAUCAGCGUGGAUUGGAGGAAUUGGAUACCUGGCAUGCAAGAGCCACACGCGCAGAACAACAACAAAGAGAAAGUCAGCUCAAGAUUGUGGAUUUGACAUCACAAUUGUCUCAAGCACUUCAAGCCGUGGCCAAAGCAGCAGCAGAGGCAGAACAACAUGAGGAUCAAUUACAACUCAAGAUAUCACGCUUGGAAGCUGCCCAUUUGAAGGCUCGAAACGAUGCAGCUGCUUUACAACAACGUUUGGCCGAUGCCAUGGAUGAUAUUGCUCGCUUGAAAGGUGUGGUGGUUGAACGGGAUGAAGCUUUACAAGAUGCUCAAGCUCAAUUGGAGGAUGCUGAUAUGCAAUUGUCCAUGUUAAGGGAAGCAAUGCAACAAAGACAAUUACAACAACAUCAUUCAAAAGGUUUAUUAGGAUAGAUAGAGACGAUUAGGUUCUUUUUAUUUUUUUGAUGAUUGUUUUUUUUUUAUUUUUUGUUUUAGUUUUUUUAUAUAUAUAUGAAAUAAAGGAAGAAAAAAAAAAAAAGAAUGUAGAUCA